UCCUCAUCCCUCCAUCAUCGGCCCGCCUCUCCUCCUCUCUGCUCCUCUCUUUGGGGAAAAGAAAAAAGACACUUUGCUCGCACUCGAUUCGCCGUCCGGACUCGGCUCUGUUCUUCCCCUCGUUUUCUCGUCCUCUGAGGAUUUUAUUUCUCUUUUCCCUUUUUUUCCUCCUCCUCCUUCCUUUCUUCCAACAUGACGGCCGACACUGAGAAUUUUUAAAAAAUAAACUCUCAGAAAGGAAAUCCUGUCCGUGCUGCUUCCAGUAAAAAGUUGAAUUAAAUCUAAAAACCAGACAAAAAGUUGAGCCGUUGAAUAAAACUCCUGCCUCACUUCCCGAUUCUUCUUCUUCUCCUUCUUUUCUCCGUGCUCCUUCCUCCUCGCCGGCUGCUUUCGGACUUUGAGGCGUUUCGGUGAAAAAACCGUCGACCGACCAGAAGAUCUCCGUCUGUUCUUUAGAGCUGCUUUUUUUCAGUUGGACUUUUCUCCCUCUUGUUUUUUUCUCGUGUCACUCUCGCACAGAGGCGGAAGCGGUUGGAGCGUCGGGGCCCCGGAGAUGUUCGGGAUCCAGGACAACCUGCCCCGCGGGGCCACAGCCAGCAUGAAGGAGGAGCCGCUGGCUGUUCGCUCCUGGAUGCACUCGGCCGGCGUGGUGGACGCCAACACGGCCGCUCAGAGCGGGGUGGGGUUAGCCCGUGCUCACUUCGAGAAGCAGCCUCCAUCCAAUCUGAGGAAGUCCAACUUCUUCCACUUCGUGCUGGCGCUGUACGACCGGCAGGGUCAGCCGGUGGAAAUCGAACGCACCACCUAUGUCGACUUUGUGGAGAAAGAGAAGGAGCCGACGGGAGAGAAAACCAACAACGGGAUUCAUUACAAACUGCAGCUGCUCUACAGCAACGGAGUCAGAACGGAGCAGGAUCUCUACGUCCGGUUGAUCGACUCCAUGACCAAACAGGCGAUCAUCUAUGAAGGUCAGGAUAAGAAUCCAGAGAUGUGCCGAGUUCUUCUGACACACGAGAUCAUGUGCAGUCGCUGCUGUGAUAAGAAGAGCUGUGGAAACAGAAACGAGACGCCGUCGGACCCCGUCAUCAUCGACAGGUUCUUCCUCAAGUUCUUCCUCAAGUGUAACCAGAACUGUCUGAAGAACGCUGGAAACCCACGAGACAUGAGGAGGUUUCAGGUGGUGGUGUCUACGACUGUGAACGUAGACGGCCAUGUUCUCGCCGUCUCCGACAACAUGUUCGUACACAACAACUCCAAACAUGGCCGCAGAGCCCGGAGACUGGACCCGUCUGAAGUCUUCAGUGAGAGCUUCUCCUCACUGCCCCCCAAGACUGACCUCGACUGGGACUUUAGUUUCUUUGGGGCCACGUUGAUCACCCCUCAUGCUAUCCGGGUCCAGACUCCUCCCCGUCACAUCCCCGGGGUCGUGGAGGUCACGCUGUCCUACAAGUCCAAACAGUUCUGUAAAGGAGCACCGGGACGUUUCGUUUACACAGCCUUAAACGAACCCACUAUAGACUACGGCUUCCAGAGGUUACAGAAGGUCAUCCCUCGUCACCCCGGAGACCCCGAGAGACUGCCCAAGGAGGUGCUGUUGAAGAGGGCAGCCGACCUGGUGGAGGCGCUCUACGGGAUGCCUCACAACAACCAGCCAUGUCCGGCCUCGUCGUUCCUCCGAUGUAAAGAAUCUGCCUCCUCGAUCCUCGUCUCGCUCCUCCCCCCUCAGCCACGAGCACCAAUCACCUCAGAGGAGGCGGGGCCUCAGGCAGCAGCCGGCCAGUCAGGACAGACUCCUCCUCCUCCUCCCUAA
Messenger RNA from Morone saxatilis (striped sea-bass), 1810 nucleotides. Its product is annotated as transcription factor COE3-like. Gene Ontology annotation, biological process: regulation of transcription by RNA polymerase II. Gene Ontology annotation, molecular function: RNA polymerase II cis-regulatory region sequence-specific DNA binding; DNA-binding transcription factor activity, RNA polymerase II-specific. NCBI's taxonomy places the organism in Eukaryota, Metazoa, Chordata, Actinopteri, Moronidae. The transcript is spliced from 14 exons. The coding region runs from base 554 to 1810 and encodes 418 amino acids. The record is from RefSeq and is a predicted model, not a curated record.